Molecule: messenger RNA, 3897 nt
Organism: Toxotes jaculatrix (banded archerfish)
Lineage: Eukaryota; Metazoa; Chordata; Actinopteri; Toxotidae
Exons: 4
Coding region: 101-595 (164 amino acids)
Biological process (GO): dolichol-linked oligosaccharide biosynthetic process
Molecular function (GO): hexosyltransferase activity
Source: RefSeq, a predicted model, not a curated record
AGCCUUGGCUCCAGGGUGGAGGCGAUCUCUGAGAGGAGUAUACAAACUGUUUAAAAAAUAAACAAAGAGGCUUAAAAGUGACAUUUUUCACUGAACAGACAUGAAGACAGUGUUUGUCACUGUCGGCACCACGUGUUUUGAGGAGCUCAUUGAAAACAUCACGUCCUCCGAGGCCGUUCAGGCUUUAAAGGCUCAUGGAUAUGAGCGUUUGGUCCUUCAGGUUGGAAGAGGAUCUCUCCUUCCAGCUGCUGACAGCUGUCCACACAUCAGACUGGAGGCUUUUCGAUUCAAAGACUCUAUAGCAGAGGACUUCAAGCAGGCUGACCUCGUCAUCAGCCACGCAGGGGCAGGAAGUUGUCUGGAGGCGCUCGGUGCAGGGAAACCUCUGCUGGUCGUCAUCAAUGACAAGCUGAUGAACAACCACCAACUGGAGCUGGCCAGACAGCUGCACAUGGACUCCCAUCUGUUGUACUGCACGUGCAGCACGCUGACAGAAACGCUGACGACCAUGGAUCUUUCUGUUCUGCAGCCCUUCUUGCCGGGACAGCCAAAAAAAUUUGCAAACUUUCUAGACAAAGCCCUCGGUGUUAAGUGAAACUUUCCUUUUAAGCACGUGUUUUUUUUUUUUCUGUUACACUUAAGUGAGAUGAUUUUUGAAUAACAUGGUAGUUUUUGACACUGCUGAACUUUUGAGUCUUUUCUAUUUCUGUAUGAGAUGAUUACAUAUGUCUUAAUUCCAAAUCUCAGUGUAUGUUGUGAAUUAUUUGCUUGUGUUUAUUCUAGAUUUUUUUUUUUUUUUACACAAAUGAAAGGAAAAAAAAACCUUUAUCAAUCUCAGGACUUUGAGUCAUAAUACAUAAUGCAUAAUAAUACACAGCAGUUUAGGGAGUUUAAGGCAUCACUGCACUUUUAGACGGAACAAAAGCUGCACUGGAUCCUUAACUCUUGACAUUGAUAAUCCACAAGCUUCAAGUUUUCCCAGCGAUUUUCAUCCUCAUCAGAGUGCAAGGCUAGUGACUCUGCUGUUGAUCCCCUUUUUUAUUCGUAAUGUCACUUGUAAUUUGGGUUUUUAUUUGAAGUCUUCCUCCAAACAGCUGAUUUGUAAAUCUAAAGAUGGAAAACUUCUGCUCAUUGCCAACUUCUAAUUUUAGACAAAACAACUUAUGGCAUUCGUCUAAUGAAUAUGAAGAUGUGUAUUUGUGUGAGACAUAAAGUGGUGGAGUCUCAACAGCUCUCUUCCCAAGAGGACUGACAUCUUGACUCAGACCAAACUUGCUCAGCCUGUAAGUUUGUGAUUUUCCAUUUCUCUAAUUCUUUUGUUUCUCUCUAAUUCUAUGCAGUCACAGUUCUUUUGACCGUUCUUUUACUGUAGGACAAGGGCUGUGGCUGAGCACAAGCUGGCUGAACGCAAAACUACAUAAAAAUGUAGAUUUAUGCAAAUAGAGGUCAAGGAAAAUCUGAAUAAUUUGACCUUGGCUUUCUGAACAUAAAGUCACAUCACUUUUCUCUUAUAUAAAAUGUAAGCAAAAAGCCAGUUUAGUGUAAAUAGUGCUGAUUUGCAGAAACAACUUUGCUGCGUCGUAGUGAGACAAGUGGUACCAAUUCUUGCCACAAGGGUGAGAUGAUGUUGAAGUCUCUGACCUUGUAGGCUGAUUACCAUUUGUCCUCCCAGCACACAGUGGAGUGUGCACCCAGCACUCCAGUUUCCAUGUGUUACCAGGUCCUGUUGCUCUUAUCUCAAGUAAAAUCCAAUAACACUUUAAGCCUCUGCGUUUAUAAGCAGUAUAUAAAGAUUUAAUGGUUUAUGACACAUUAUAAUUACAGCUGUAAGCAAAUAUAAGGAUAUUUUAAAUGUCUAUUAAACUACAGUAUUUGUUAGCAAUUAUAACCUCUCCUAUAAAGACAUAUAUUCAGUUAUUAUACUGUGUUGUCAUUCAUUAUCUGUUUAUACACCAGCAUCUACCUAUAAGGAGCAGCUGUAGUUGUUAACAAAUAGAUUAAAACACUUAAACCCGCUUACAGCUACAUCAUAGUGUGUUGUAAACCACUUAUUAAAUGUUUAUACAUUGAUUUUAAAUGCUAAUUAAUGGGCUUAAAACGUUCCCUAAAAUCGCUCUUUAUGUUCCAUGACUACCCGUUUUCUGCCAAGUCUGCCUCAGUCUGUCUGUGUAUCUCUGCAGACCGGCGGGAGGGAAGAUGGAUAAGAGACGCCACCAUCUGUUUCAGUGAUCAGUGUAUGAGAGGCUGUCGUAAAUCAUCUAAGGUGCAGCGUAUACUGUGUUUAUUUGAACAGCCUGGGAACAGAAAUUUUAAAUUAAACUCUGCUAGGGUUUGGUUUUUGGUUUUUUUUGGACUUUGUUUUGAAGAUACAUUUUAUUUUCAGUCUUGUUCAGCUACUGUAGAGUCAGUACUUUAAAGUUAUUGGUAUAAAAUCCUUGAAAAGCCACUGUUACGAAAGACACAGCUGUGAAGUGUUGAUGUUGUUGUAAAACAACUGAUUCAUCAUUUCUUUAAGUUACAGUGUCUUCCCUGGAAAAGCUUUGUUGCUUUGCUAAGUGAAAGACAGCACGUAGUCUAGUUUUGGCUGUUGAACCUCCAAACAGUGUUUAGAGUCAUGACAGGAAACAUUUUGAUCUACUCUCUGCUACAAAGGCUGGAGAGGUAGAAAGAUUCAGCAGCAAAUUUACCAACCAGCUGUGGUCACUGACUGGUAAGAACAGGUUUAACAACCCGAUUACACCAGUAUUUUGUUAUGAUACUAUAGAUGUGAAUUCCCUGACUUGACUCAGAUAUAAUUGGCCUUUCAGACCAUCUGAUAAAGAAAAUAUUUCAUGUUUCAAAUCUCACAUCACUGUUGUACACAAGGAAUGAACUAGAAGACAGACAGACAGACUUCCUUCUUUCUUUCUUGGGAAAGUCCCCCACCUUUUGCUUCUAUAAGAAUUUCUGUGGAAAGGGAGGAUUCCCUGUGAUAGGGAACUCACUGGGACAGGUUCUUCAGUUCCCUCCUUCAGUCACAAAUGUCACAGCUCGCAGACGUAAAAUGUCACCCUCUGAGGACUACAAUAAAUGAAGCAUAGUACCUCUUUAGUUUCUGAUUCUGUGGUAACACCAGACAGCUGUUGUACCACCUCAGCGGAACUAAGGAAGUGGUUACCUUUAAUACACAACACAACAAACGAGAGCAGGGUGUCUAGUCACAUAACGAUAUGCACAACAGAUAUGGGUGGUAGUGAAGGAGACGCGCCCCCCUUGCAUCUGCAACCUCGGCUGUGGUGCCCAUGAGCAAGGCACCUAUCCGCCCCCAUCUCCAUGAGCGCCUUACUAGGCAGCCCCCUGCUCCUGCGUCUCUAGUGCAUGUGCAUGCUUGUGUGUGUGUUUUUCGUUCACUUGGUGUGGGUAAAAUGCAGAGAAUAAAUUUCCCCAGCUUGAGGGAUAAAUAAAGUAAUUAACAACACGUUAUGAUUUUAGCGGUGAUACCUAACUGAAAUGCCUUUUUUUUGCUACAAUGCUGCUUCCGAAAUGGUUGAAUUGUGAUUUGUUUGGCAUCACAACCCUUGUCUGACUUAAACAACGGAGGACACAAAAUGACAUUAUGUAAUUUGGUUAAUUUCUUAGCAGUUUCCCAGACAAGAAUUAACCCUGGUCAUGUACUUUUGAUCUUGAUUUCAUUCAGUAUCUUCAUAAAAUAUUGUUUAAGUCUAUGCUCACUGAAAAAUGUCCUUAUUGCAGAUAUUUUACGCAAAGUCUCAGCCUUUUGGUGCCUUUCCUUGAUUCAAUUCAUCAGGAGUUAUUUGGUUUGGACUGGUUCUGUCUGCCACUCCAGUACGAUUCACAUGAUGUUUGUGCAAACUGCAUGUUAAUCUAAUAGAGAUGGGCGAACUAGUCUGGGGUCAC